AUGGAGGGCCAAGGUGCCGCUCCCUUUGACACCCCUCCACCACCAUCCGGCCUGGGCAACUUUAAAGGAGUAAUGCUAUGUAAUCGCCCAACCGAUGAAGUCAAGGCUGUGGCCGAGGUUCCCAUGCCUUUUAGGUCAGCGGUCGCCUCAAACUCGGAGGUGGGCCUCAGGCCGUUGAGGAACUACGAGCCGACGGUGAAGAAGAGGGGUCCUAGCGCCGCUCUUCGCAGACACGUGCGAUGGCUCCGGGAGUUGCAAGAGCAAAUGAGGGAAGACCGCAACCAGGUGGAGCAAGAAGAGCAGGACGAAGAAGCCAAAAGGAUAAAGAUGAAAGCAGCCUUUGACAAGCAGAGACAAGCGGUACGUGGUUUGAUGAAAGAGCGACACGACAAAUUGAAGGAGGAGGAAGCUACAGCCAAAGACAGAACGGCCAAGCCGAGUUUUGCAGCCGAUGAGGGCAAUGGGCCCACGAAGGCACAGUGUGCAAAACCGCUUUGGGCGAUGACUCCGCAGGAGAAGGACAAGUUUGAGGAAGAGGAGUUCGACGACCUCAUCAACUUCGUUGAGGGUCUGAACUUCGACAAAUAUGUCGGAGAUCUGGAGUUUCGACAAGCCCUGGGUGCGCUCAAAGACCGCACCGGGAAAUUGAAGAAGGAACAAGAAGCGUUCAAGGAUGAGCUUCUUGCAAGCUUCAACGCGAGCCUCGACGACGAAGACUACGAGGAAAGCACAGCCGCCGGAAGCUCAAAGUUAGAGGACGGCGUUGAUGGGCAGAGCCUCUUGGGGGACCUCCGCAGCGAGUACAGUGUUGCCUCUAGCCGCAGGUCAAGGAAUAAAGAAGCCCGCGACAAUGGUCAAAAGGAAUGGGAUAGCUCUACUGCUGCCGGAGAGGACCGGCCUGCUGUUGACCCAGAGGUCAAGGACAUGGCUGAGGCGGUACUGGAGCAGAACCCCAAGUUCCGGGCCAUUCACUCCAAAGACUCAGUCCAAAAGAUCAUAGAGAAGGUGCGUGCUGAUCCGGUGGUCGACCUGCCUUUAGCAGACCAUAUGCGGUUAGAGGGCCCGUGCCCGGUUCCUGUCAUCACCGCUUCAUCAGACACGCAAAAUCGGCUGCACAAGCCGGUUGAUCCAUCAAUGCUUCCUUAUUUGUACCGCUCACCUGCCAUAUGA
Molecule: messenger RNA, 1170 nt
Organism: Symbiodinium necroappetens
Lineage: Eukaryota; Dinophyceae; Suessiales; Symbiodiniaceae
Source: the annotation of a GenBank genome assembly